Molecule: messenger RNA, 150 nt
Organism: Sclerotinia sclerotiorum 1980 UF-70
Lineage: Eukaryota; Fungi; Ascomycota; Leotiomycetes; Helotiales; Sclerotiniaceae
Exons: 2
Coding region: 1-150 (49 amino acids)
Source: RefSeq, a predicted model, not a curated record
AUGCACUUAAUUUACCCAUCUAGCACUAUAAAAUAUCCCAAGGACACACUCAGAACAUGCUGGGACGAAAGGGAAAAUGGGUCGGAAACAGGACAUAAGGCGUCUGUAUCUAAGAGAUGUGAUGCCAAAAAUGUUGAUGGAAUAAGAUAA